AUGCUAGGGAGGAAAGCCCUCGGUCCCCUCGGCUCGGGGGGCACCAGGCCAGGCCCGGCUCCGCCGGCGCGCCCCCGUCACCCUCUCCCAGGCCAGCUCUGGGCAGCGCCAAGGGGGCGCGGGCUCGGGCUGGGGGCCUCCUCCUGCCUCUGCGUCCGGCUGUCCGUUCGUCUGUCCGAGGCCCUGGCGCAGGUAAAGGCGCGGGGACAGGGGUGCAGAGCCCCAUCCCGCUGGGAACCCGCGCGUCUCCGGCCCUUGGGGCCCGUCUGCCCUGGCCGCCCGCGCGCCUCCCGCUCCGCUCCACUCCAAGGCGCGCGGGGCCCGGGCUUCUCGAAACUCCGGUCUGCGGGAGAGGAGGCCGGCGCCCGCCGAGUAAGGCGCGCCGGGGCCGGGAACGGGAGCUCGAGGCCGCGGGCGCCGGGCCUUGGCAGCCGGACCGGGCAGCUUACGAUUCAUCAACGCGUAAAACGCGAUCGCCGCGAAGCCUCCAGCCUGUUUCGUCGCCUCGGAGCCCAGCAGGAGCUUCUCAAAGACAACACGGCCCCGGGGACAAUCCCCCGUGUCUGGCAAGGCUGCCCCACAGGAGCUCAAACCCCAGGACCGAGCGCGGGAGGCCCCCGACCCUCAGGCCGGCCGCGAGGCGGUGAACGCCGGAGCCGAGCGGAAGCUUGCCGCGGGGCCGCGAUCGGAGCCUCGGCUCGCAGGGAGGUGGUCGUUCCGAGCCCUCAGGAAAGCAGAUUAUCGGAGCCCUUUCAGAGCGCGCACAACAAAUGCGCCCGCCAUCGAAUGCAUCAUUUACCACCGCAGAUCCGCGCGUUGAUGGGCAGGCAGAUAGCCGUCUGCGGGGGGCACUCGGGCGCCUGGUGCCGUGCCGCCUGCCUGCCUGCCAGCGGCACCCGAGUGUGAGCCCCCGGUGUGCCCGGCGUGUUUGGAUGGGCAGGCGGGUGUGCCAGUGAGUGGGCACUGAACAAGCAAGGGCGUUAGUGUGCACGCGGGCGCUUCGAAUGAGUGGAGCGCUCACGCUGUUUGGGGAUGGCCCAGGUGAGGCUGCUUGAGGAACGGGUGUUGCACGUGACCGUGUGGGCAUUCAUGUCCCUCAGGGUGAGUAGACACGUGUGUGAAAGAGCAGCUGUGCAAGCGCGUGGGCACAGGUGUGCGUGGGGGGCGGCACUGUGAGUGCCUUCAUGAGUCUGCCCUCCGCAGGGCCGUCUAGGGGUGCACACAGGAGGUGGUGUCGCCUGCCACCAGGGCGGGGGUGUAUGCGUACCUUCAGGCACGGGUGUGUUACAGGGGCUUGGGGCCACGCAUCCUCUCAGGCAUGUGCAUCCUCACACGCCUGUGACUACCAGGAGUGCGCACCCAGCGUGCGGCUUGGGGUGUGCACAGAUCUGCGUGAGGGUGGUUGUGUCCUUGUGUAUCUGUCGUGUAUGCUCCGGGGCGCUGCUAGCGGGGCAAGGGGGCAGGGGCCUGUCCCUGUGCCUGCUUGUGGCUGGGGGCGGGACACACGAGCUGGCCCCCGCCAGAGGGACAGAAUGGUGCGUGCGGGUGUGAUAGACUCCACAGUGGAAGGAGUGGUUUGUGCCGUGUAACAUGAGUGCUUGUCACCCAAACGGGGUGUGUGGGUGUGUGAGGUAGAGGGGUCUUCCGAAGAGUUUGGCAACACCCAGGGGUCCCAACCCGCCUCAGUGGGACGCCCUGCCAGGGGCCCCAGAGCCUCGUCGCUCUGCACCUGGGGUAAGAGAGACCGGAGCCCAGCCGCCAGAGGUCCCCGCACCGUGAGUGACACGCGCCGCCGACAAAGGCUGUAUUUUUCCGGGCUCGCGCCCCGCCCGUGUGUGUGCGCGCGCGCGCGCAUGCGUGUGCGCGCGCUCGAGCGCGUGCGAUGGUCCCCAUGGCGACGCAGAUAGCGCCGCAGCCAUUUUCCCUAUCUCCCCGGAGUCUAUUAUAAGGCGGGAUUAGCUCAUCUCCAGGCAGGUCAAACCCAAAGUCACACAACCUGCGGCUCGGGCCGCGCCCCCGCCCCCCGCUGUCCCUCCCCCGCGCGGGUUGGUCUCGGCCCUGCGACCCCGGAGCGGCGGCCGGUGCGCAGGCGCAGAGCGCCACCUGGCGGCCGCGGGUGUCCGACCGGGGUCUGGAGAGACUGCCGCCGGGGUGCGAGUCGCCAGGCAGGAGAGGUGGGCCGGGGUCCCUUCCUCCAGAAGCUGGGCUCUGCAGAGCGGGGGCUUUGUUCUGCCACUGCUGUGCUCCCAGGGCCAGGCUGGCCCUCAGUAGAUGCCCCAUAACCGUUUGUUGAAAGGAUGGAUGGACCAGCAGGAAAUUAUAGACGUGCCAACUGUCAACGUCACACAGCUUAGUUGGCAGCAAGAAAUCAUUUAUUAGAAGUACCCUCUGAACUUAAAGUAAAAGCCAAACUCCUUUGGAACCUACAUAACAGGCCUUGCUGACCCGUCAGACCCGGUCCCUUUCUCUUGCCUCCUUCCUGUUCUUUGGGGCCAGAACUUUCCCAGCCCAGGACCUCUACCCAGAUGUCACCCCCCCCCCACACCGCCCCCGAGAGCAGAGUUGCCCUCCUCUGCCUCACUUUUCUCGGUCUAUUCUAUAUAUUUCUUUUAUAGUGAGUACUUAGCACAAUGUAAAAGCGUCUUGUCUUUGCUUGCU
Messenger RNA from Balaenoptera musculus (blue whale), 2658 nucleotides. RefSeq names its product translation initiation factor IF-2-like. Lineage: Eukaryota; Metazoa; Chordata; Mammalia; Artiodactyla; Balaenopteridae. The record is from RefSeq and is a predicted model, not a curated record. The transcript has 4 exons. The coding region runs from base 1 to 906 and encodes 301 amino acids.